UCUGAGGUUAAGAUAAGUAUAGUGUGACCCUACGGCAUCUCAGCGGAACGCGAAAACGAACAACAGCAAACAGCAGCAAUGGCGGCAUGCAUCAAGCUGAGAAAACUUGAACAUAUUCUUGAGAUGAUAGACGACUUCGGUUAUCCGAAGAUAAAUUUGGAGCAAUAUUCGACUCCGUCUCACAUCGCCGCUCAAGCACUGUAUUCGAUUCAAACUAAAUUUGGGGAUAUGCAAGGCAAGGAUGUGCUGGACCUGGGAUGUGGCCCUGGAAUACUUUCUAUCGGUGCGGCUCUGCUCGGUGCUAAGCAUGUACUGGGCGUUGACAUCGAUAGUAACGCACUAGAGAUCUUCGAAUGCAACUGUGAAGGUAUCGAGCUGGAUAACAUCAGCUCCCUGGAAGCGGAUGUGUUGAAGCUGCCUGAAAAUCUUCCCAAGCACUCCUUCGACACAGUAAUACUCAACCCGCCCUUCGGUACCAAGCAGAACAACGGCAUUGACGUCGCUUUUCUCAAAGUUGCCACCGAAAUGUCGCGUGGAGCUAUCUACUCGAUGCACAAAACGACGACAAGACAAUACAUCAAGAAGAAAGGCAAGGAAUGGAAGGUGCCAGGGCUGGUACUCGCGCAGCUGCGCUUCAAUCUUCCCAAGAUUUACCAUUUCCAUAGAGCAGAAUCAAAAGACAUUGCGGUAGAUUUAUGGCGCUUCGAAGUUCCGAAGCAGGAUUAGGUUAUUGCUUCAACAGAAAAGAAAACGUCAAUAUGGUUACUUAACCAACGCUACAGCUGCGUAGCUAUCUUGGUCAGCAGUAGCAGACUCUUGAAUCGUUCGUGACUGUCACACUAUCCCUUUUUCCGGCCUUUUUUGUCGUGAUCACCAACACCGAGGUUGUAAUGGAAGCAGGACUAACCGGUUCCCUGGCGCAAGCCAUUGCAAUACGUUAGUUCUUGACUCCCCGAGUACGUCACUCCGAACGUAGCAUUUUUAUAUCAGCAUUUUAACGUCAUAUUUGGCAACGUCCGGCCAUGGCAGCUCAACCAGACCAGGGAAGAAAAAAAAUGGUAAAAAGUGGUUUAGAUAACUUUAGCAGUAGAUCAAAAUUGGGAAGCAGUUGUAACGGUGAAUACAUAAGCUGGUAGACCGACACCGUGCACCGUGACACUAGCGGAUUUUAAGGACUUAAGGUUCAGAAGGCCAAUUCCUUCGCGUGGCCGAACCCGAGUUCCGCGCGUCAACAGUACACAUACAAAUUUAUGGCCCUUUCACAAACCAUUGCAACAAAUUUACCGAGGUGGAUUUAAAAAGCGACAGUAUGUUUGCCAAAAAAACGCGCAUUAGAUUCCAUAAAAUACGAAUGUACGCAAUUUUCAAGGAAUUUGCCAUUUUUUACGUCAAAAUAGUUUACCAAGACUCGUCCGUUCUAUGAAUGUAUUGUAUUAGACGUCCGGUAUGAUAUUUGUUGGCUCGUUCACAUCCUUCGAAAACGUGUAGUGUAACUAGGAAUCCGUUUGGCGUUUUCUAUUUCUCUUUAUUUGUUUGCUCUCAGUUUGUAUACUAUAGUUACGCGUAAGCUGCUAUCGGGCAUGUGCCUUCGAUAUGAAAUAAAAAUAAUAUCUAAUACACACAAA
This is a messenger RNA of Anopheles nili, 1625 nucleotides long. It is a transcript of the gene Mettl5, whose product is annotated as rRNA N6-adenosine-methyltransferase METTL5. The coding region runs from base 79 to 726 and encodes 215 amino acids. The transcript has 3 exons. Gene Ontology annotation, biological process: rRNA methylation. NCBI's taxonomy places the organism in Eukaryota, Metazoa, Arthropoda, Insecta, Diptera, Culicidae. The record is from RefSeq and is a predicted model, not a curated record. Gene Ontology annotation, molecular function: rRNA (adenine-N6-)-methyltransferase activity; nucleic acid binding.